Messenger RNA from Dreissena polymorpha, 1712 nucleotides. RefSeq names its product neuropeptide S receptor-like. Lineage: Eukaryota; Metazoa; Mollusca; Bivalvia; Myida; Dreissenidae. Gene Ontology annotation, cellular component: membrane. The coding region runs from base 152 to 1372 and encodes 406 amino acids. The record is from RefSeq and is a predicted model, not a curated record. Gene Ontology annotation, molecular function: vasopressin receptor activity; peptide binding. The transcript is spliced from 3 exons. Gene Ontology annotation, biological process: G protein-coupled receptor signaling pathway.
GUUUAAAGAAUCGAACGAAUCCAAAACGUAUUUCGGAUUGCGUGUUUUGUCAUGCAUAACACCUUAAAAACAGACACUGGAAGUUGUAACUUUAUUGUUAUUAGCAUUGGAUUAAAUUUGCCGUUGAGGUUGGUAAGCAGAUAGAUCAACCAUGAAUGAUGAAAGCACAGGUCCUAUCGCAAACAUGAAAAGCUCGAACACGUCAUCAUCCCAUCAAAUACCGAAGGGCAAUGGAAGUAACCCAUGUAACGGAACCGUGAACGACAUUGAGCUCGACAAAACAUACCGACUCAUCAUCCUAUACCUGACCAUAACAUUCUGUAUACUUGGAAGUGUGCUGGUUGUCUUAUGGAUAAUAUUCAAACAGCGUAUCUCGCGGAAAUACAAUCACCACUCAAGGGUCAACAAUUUCAUUCUGAAUUUGACCGUUGCGGACAUCCUGGUCAUCUUGUUGGCUGUGGUCCCACAGCUGAUCUGGGAGUACGUGGACAGAGAGUGGGUGGCGGGCGACUUCAUGUGUCGAGCCGUGAAGUUCAUGCAAACAUUCUCCAUGACGGCUAGCAAUUAUAUGCUCGUUGUCAUAGCAAUAGACCGUCAACAAGCUAUAAUUUCCCCUCUAAAAGAGUCGUACUCGGUUUGUAAACUGGCCGGAUUAGGCUGGGGAACGGCGGUUCUAUUGUCCUUACCAGUGGUUGGAAUUUUUCACACAUACGAAGAGACCAACGGAUUCGUUAAGUGCGAGAAUAUAUUUCGUGGACGUCCCAAAUUUCAUCGUCAAAUAUGGAUGACGUGGGUUGCGUUUGCGGUUUUCUUUACGCCGCUUGUUUUGCUGACAGUGUGUUAUAUGCGAAUAUUUAUGAAAAUUUCGAGGAAAGCCUUUCAACAUAACAGUGUCAAAUACAUCCCGAGCAAAGGAAAGGUUUGUCUGCAAAGCACCCAUUCAAAUUCAUUAUCCAAGGCUAAAAUCAAGACUUUAAAAAUGACAUGUGUAAUAAUCGUAUUUUUCAUAUUGUGCACGACACCAUACUUCAUUGUCGAAAUGAUAAUGUCCUAUGGAGACCAUUGCACCAUUUCGAAAAAACUGUACGCAAUCCUCGGUGGAAUGGCUGCCUGCAAUUCGGCAACGAAUCCGUAUGUCUUUCUUGCGUUUAACCUGAAAGCAGGGAUGUUCAAAUGCUUUAAACCGUGCUUAAAUAAACCAAGCCGUGAUGGUACAUUGCAGUCAAGUCACACAGGUUCCACUGGGGCCAAUCCACAGCAUUGUGUUUCUCCAGCCAAUACGAGUAAAUACGUUCUGAGAAGACAGGAAUCAGUAGGGAGUCAUGAGGAAAUGACUUUAUUAAAGGAAGGAAGCAUCAGAAGAAAUGUGUAAUCCGCAUUUCUCAUUGUUGUGUUUUUGUCCCAGAACUUUGUAUAAUAGGGUGAUUUUUCAUAUGAAUUGAACUGAUCAAUAUAUACAAUUUAUGAAAUGAACAGUACUUUAUAGUUUAUAUGCAUGUUUUUAAAUAGGGUAUUUUAAAAUUUUAAUGCAAUUUAUCAAGAAAUGUACGUUUGAUAUCAGAGCUAAAACAUCAAAGUAAGUGCAGGCCAGAAGUAAGCGUUGAUUGAACAAGUGACGCUAAUUAUAUCUUGCAGGCAGUUUUAGUCCCAUGGUGUUUUCGGUUUACAGAGUGAUGUGAACACUUUGUAUCACGUGCUGCAAUUUAUUGUUU